CUGGAACAGACGGCUAUCAAGGCGCUGAAACAAAGGACAGCCAUACUCCGCUCUCAGCAUGGGUCAAGCUCCCAGUGGUAACGCUGGCCGCGGAAAGGGUGGAGAUAAAGACAAGAAGAAGGAUCAACAGAAGAAGUGGGAGCCGCCGCUGCCGACUCGGGUUGGCAAGAAGAAGAGCAAAGGCCCAGCCUCGGCAAGCAAGCUACCACAAGUGUACCCCAACUCACGAUGCAGACUGAAGUUGCUGAAGCUAGAGCGGAUCAAGGACCAUCUCUUGCUAGAGGAAGAAUUUGUACAGAAUCAAGAGAGGCUCAAGCCCCAGGAGGACAAGGAUGCAGAGGAGCGCACAAAGGUGGACGACCUCCGAGGUAGCCCCAUGAGCGUUGGCACCCUGGAGGAGAUCAUCGACGACGAGCAUGCCAUUGUCAGUAGCGCAACAGGACCAGAGUACUACGUCCCCAUCAUGAGCUUUGUGGACAAGGAUAUGCUGGAGCCGGGCUGUCAGGUGCUGCUUCAUAACCACGGUCACGCUAUCGUGGGAGUCUUGGCAGAUGACGUAGACCCCAUGGUCAGCGUGAUGAAGGUAGACAAAGCUCCCACUGAGACAUACGCAGACGUCGGUGGACUUGAUCAGCAGAUUCAGGAAAUCAAGGAAUCGGUGGAGCUGCCUCUCACACAUCCAGAGCUAUACGAAGAAAUGGGCAUCCGACCUCCGAAGGGUGUCAUCCUCUAUGGCCCUCCAGGCACAGGAAAGACUCUUCUGGCCAAGGCCGUGGCCAACCAGACGUCGGCUACUUUCCUCCGCAUGGUGGGCUCUGAGCUGAUCCAGAAGUAUCUCGGAGAUGGACCGAAGCUCGUCCGUGAGCUCUUCCGGGUGGCAGACGAGAAUGCUCCGACGAUCAUCUUCCUCGACGAAAUCGAUGCCAUCGGAUCGAAGCGUUACGAUGCUUCCUCAUCUGGAGAGCGCGAAAUCCAAAGGACGCUCCUGGAGCUGCUGAAUCAGAUGGACGGUUUUGACACGAGGAACGACGUCAAGGUGAUCAUGGCCACGAACAAGAUCGAGAAUCUGGACCCUGCCUUGAUCAGGCCAGGACGUAUUGAUCGAAAGAUUGAGUUCCCGCUACCGGACCACAAGAUCAAGAUGUCGAUUUUGAGGAUCCACACUUCGAGGAUGAACCUGGCCUCCGACGUCGACCUCGAGCAGCUCAUCUCUGAGAAUGAUGGGCUGUCGGGCGCUGAUAUCAAGGCACUGGCCACCGAGGCAGGCCUGUUGGCAUUGAGGGAGAGGAGGAUGCAGGUGACGAAGAAGGAUCUCGACAGCGCAAAGGAGAGAGUAUUGGCUAGGAAUGAGGAUCAGGGUCCUGCUGGUCUGUACCUGUAGAGCAACGAGAGAUGGAAGAAGGAAAGCCCAGUUCAUCCAACUCUCAGCUGCGAGAAGAGUCAAUGCCAGAGCCC
Messenger RNA from Microstroma glucosiphilum, 1455 nucleotides. Its product is annotated as 26S proteasome subunit P45. Lineage: Eukaryota; Fungi; Basidiomycota; Exobasidiomycetes; Microstromatales; Microstromataceae. Bases 59 to 1381 code for a protein of 440 amino acids. Gene Ontology annotation, molecular function: proteasome-activating activity; ATP binding; ATP hydrolysis activity. The transcript has 4 exons. The record is from RefSeq and is a predicted model, not a curated record. Gene Ontology annotation, biological process: proteasome-mediated ubiquitin-dependent protein catabolic process. Gene Ontology annotation, cellular component: proteasome regulatory particle, base subcomplex.